AUGGCAUGCGCUUUGAAGAUCGACACAACAAUAUUGGCCUUACGGUCCCUCUCCGAAGACCCGAAUCUACUUGGACAUGCAUGUGCACAACUCCUACAAGCCGUCCGUGAGUUGGUUAACAAACACCUUGAUCACAACCACGAUCACCGGUCUAAAGCACCCGCCUGCUUGGUCGCUACUGAAGACUUCACACGCGAAAUUGACGCACAUAUCUUCGAAUGGCGGGUCCAAGAUAAAUGUACGGAAGCGUUCCCCGAUGAUCUGCUUAUUGAUAGGAAAGCGAGGAGGCCAAGGAGGAAGAUUUUGAAGAAGUACAUCAGAGAUCUUGAAGCAGCUUUGAAGGAAUGUCUUGUUUCUGGUUUAGGCACCGUCUUGGGUGGCUACAGCGCAGUCGAGAAUGCGGGUUUCAAUAAAGGUGUUGACAAAGUGCUCAGUGGCAUACAGUGGAGAGAUUACCCUGACAGAAAUGUGGUGAUGGAGGCUGGACGCUGUGAUUGGAAAGAUUGGUUGCGGAAGAGAUGUGAAGUUGUUGGGAAUGAUCUGGAGCUAGAAGGCAGAAUUUGA
This is a messenger RNA of Aaosphaeria arxii CBS 175.79, 564 nucleotides long. RefSeq lists its product as uncharacterized. The record is from RefSeq and is a predicted model, not a curated record. Lineage: Eukaryota; Fungi; Ascomycota; Dothideomycetes; Pleosporales. Bases 1 to 564 code for a protein of 187 amino acids. The transcript has a single exon.